This is a messenger RNA of Gossypium arboreum, 990 nucleotides long. RefSeq lists its product as uncharacterized. NCBI's taxonomy places the organism in Eukaryota, Viridiplantae, Streptophyta, Magnoliopsida, Malvales, Malvaceae. Bases 1 to 990 code for a protein of 329 amino acids. The record is from RefSeq and is a predicted model, not a curated record. The transcript has 3 exons.
AUGUAUACUGGAAGUCGAGAAUUUGAAGAAACUGAAUAUGCUACACCUAGUGUGAAUCCGUUAGAUAAUCAACCUCCUAACGUAGGAAGAGAAAGAGAUGCCUUACAACUGUUAAGAGAUAUAGCUGAUGCAUUACAGCAUAUAGUGAGAACUAUACAUGUUACUACAUCUGUACCUACUGUCAGACAGGCCCCGAUUAAAGAGCUACAGAAAUAUGGUGCCACGAAAUUUCAGGGAUUAAAAGGAGUUGAUCCGUCCGCUGCUGAAAAUUGGAUGGAAACAACAAAAAGAGUUUUGCGUGCAACAAUUAGACUGCACCCCCCGAAAGAGUCUGAUAUGUGCUGUAUCACUGUUACAAGGAGAAGCCUAUCUCUAGUGGGAAUCUAUGAAUUUCAGAAGAAGUAUAUUGGGGAAUUGUACAUCGAAGAGAAAAAGCAAGAGUUUUUAGUGCUGAAACAGGGGAAUAUGUCAGUACUGGAUUAUGAGCGAGAGUUCUCUAGAUUGAGCAGGUAUGCAUCAGAAUAUGUUCCAACCGAGGCUGAUAGUUGUAAACGAUUUCUACGAGGACUGCGAGAUGAAAUCAAGAUUCAAUUGGUAAGUCUCAGAAUUACUGAACUUGUUGAUCUGGUUGAGCGAGCAAAAAUGAUAGAACAAGUACUAGGCCUGGAUAAAAAGUCAGAAAUGGGUAAAUCAGCUGGGAAACGUAUGGGAACCACCAGUUCUAAUCCAUUACCGAAGAGAUUCAGAGAAUCAAGAAGUGGUUGGAGAUCAAGCUUUCGGUCUGAUAGGGACAUUUUGGUGAAUGCUGGAAGAAAACCGGAAGAUGUUUCCACUGUGGCUCUACUGAACACUUUGUUAAAGAUUGUCCGAGAACUCAGAGUAGUACACCUGCCACAUCUCAGAGAUCGGUAUCGACUACCAGAGGUAGAGGAAUAUCUAGAGGAGGUUUUGUUUCAAGGAGAGAAGGAGUUGGUAGAAGCAGUGAUAUAG